Vigna angularis (adzuki bean) is the source of this 1506-nucleotide messenger RNA. RefSeq names its product dof zinc finger protein DOF5.4. The coding region runs from base 297 to 1154 and encodes 285 amino acids. The transcript has a single exon. Gene Ontology annotation, molecular function: DNA-binding transcription factor activity; DNA binding. Gene Ontology annotation, biological process: regulation of DNA-templated transcription. NCBI's taxonomy places the organism in Eukaryota, Viridiplantae, Streptophyta, Magnoliopsida, Fabales, Fabaceae. The record is from RefSeq and is a predicted model, not a curated record.
ACAUAACAUAAACAUUACAACUCGCUAGAUAGACACAGAUGUAAGUAAGUAAUAUAGAGAGCUCAGAAGGACAUAGUUGCAGAGUGCAGGCAUAUUUGUCACUCUCUCAAACGCCGUUCUCAUUCCGCAUCCCAAUUCUCUUAUCUCUUCUCUCUCUGUUUUUUCUUCUCCGUACUCUCUCCACACAGACACAUGUGUGUUUACUCAACGACCACAACACCAACACACUCGCUGACAUAAACACUGCUUUCAGGUGCAUCUAAUCAAAUCUUCUCCCUCCCAUCCAACUCCACCAAAUGCAGCAAAUACACUCCAUGGCACCAGGAACAGCGGGAGGAGGAGGAGGAGCCAGGUUUUUCUCCGGCACCGCCUCCGCGGACAGGAGGGUCCGACCCCACCACCAGAACCACCAGGCCCUCAAGUGCCCCCGCUGUGACUCCCUCAACACCAAGUUCUGUUACUACAACAACUACAACCUCUCCCAGCCUCGCCACUUCUGCAAAAACUGCCGCCGCUACUGGACCAAGGGCGGCGUCCUCCGCAACGUCCCCGUCGGCGGCGGGUGCCGUAAAUCCAAACGCUCCAACAAACCCGCCAAAACCUCCGACGCCGCCCCCCCGCCCCCGCCGCCCGACCCGGACCAUUCCAGCAGCGAGAGCUCGAGCCUGACCGCCGCUGCCGCGGAGCCCGUAUCGGCGCCGAUAAACUCCGAUUCCACCAACAUGCAAGAGUCGAAGUUGUCGGUCCCCGUGGAUCCUGUUUUGGGAACGAAUCCUCUGGAGCAGGGAGCAGGGGACUGCGGUGGUAUCUUCUCAGAGAUUGGACCUUUCACCAGCCUGAUCGCUACUUCCACUAACGAGCCCUUGGGUUUCGGUUUCGGCAACGGUCUGCCCGAUGCGUCGUCGUUUCAGUGGCAGCACUCGAAGGUGAGCAGCAACCAGGAAUUGAAGUUGGCCGAAAGCUCCUUCCUCGAUCACACCGUUGAUUUGUCGACUCUGCAUGGUAAAACCAACCACGGAACAUUCGGAUCGUUGGAUUGGCAGGGCGGUGCGGAUCAAGGUUUGUUUGAUCUCCCUAACACCGUUGAUCACGCUUACUGGAGUCACACUCACUGGUCUGACCACGACAAUUCUUCUCUCUUCCAUCUCCCCUGAAAACGGCUCCACUCCUUCACAAAUCUCAUCUCACCUUUUGUUUUUUUUUAAUCUCUUAUAUAAUUUAACUCUAAAGGAGGGCAAAGGAUAUUUGAAACCAAACUCAAAGUAAAAAAAAAUCCAAAGCGAAGGUGGAAGGACUUGAUAUAAUUAAUUACGAGGUGUAUAUUUUUUUUAAUUUAUAAAUUUGGGGGGUGAUUGAGCUUGAUUCUAAUCAGUGAUGUGCAUGCACAACUAAUUCCAUGUUAGUUUCUAUCUGAUUUUUCUUUUUCCUUUGUUUGAUGUGAUCACGUUUUAAUAUAUGUUUGUGGAAUUUGAUUGAUUAACAGAGAAUUAUAGCAGAGUGUUUUAA